Molecule: messenger RNA, 1309 nt
Organism: Angiostrongylus costaricensis
Lineage: Eukaryota; Metazoa; Nematoda; Chromadorea; Rhabditida; Metastrongylidae
Source: the annotation of a GenBank genome assembly
GAGUUGCUUUCUUCACAUAUACGAAGACAUUUGUUCCACUUUCUACGAAGUAGAUUGUCAGGCAUACUUUAAAAUUUUUUUCACUUGUCUAGAUGCACCUUUGCAUUCGAUAAACUCGAAUAUUCGGCCAUCUUCUGGGGUGUGCACAUUUCCACCAGAUAGUCUCUUUCCUGAUCGAUUUAUCUUGCGUGCUAUAGGACAAAAACUGUAUUUGGAGGAGCGAUCCUUGUGUCGCACUGUUGUCAAUAACACUUUAUGCUUGGAUUUCUCGCGAACAGCAAUUCUACCGGGUACUUCAGUCGCUCUAUUUGAGCAGGGUAUUCUCUGUAUCGUCGUACCAACUCAGUCGACUGUUCACAGAUUCUUUGCAAAGCUUGUAUUUGAUCCUGCAGAAAUGACUGCCAAAGAGGUUAUAUUUAUUGUUAAUGGGGAAGUUGUGUUACAGAGGUGCGAAAGAUUUACGAAAAGUAAGUGUUGUUUUAAUCUUCAUUUAGUCGUCGUAUUUCUAGCGGCAAGAGCGCAGUACGAGUACGCCUUUGUUUUGCGAACACAAACAGAGCAGACACCUGAAAUUCUACGUCGGCGACGGGAUGCUUUGGCUGUCGCAUCGAUGCUUCUAGAUCUUUUGCCUAAAGAGGAUCGAUUUCUGUCAUUCCCUCAAGAAGUUUGUUUCUUCUUUACUAUACUUUGGAUUUUGAAGUAUUACCGGAGGUACACUGGUUUAAAUUUUAGACUCAUUGAGGAGUGGAUAAUUGCAAAUGCUAGAGUUGCAUUGUUAGAAACGGGAAAAGUGCCGCCGUGUGAACCAAAGGAAAUCGUCGAGAAUUUAAUUAGUAUAAAAAGCUAUGAUGUAGCUUUUGAUGUCUGCAGGUUAAACGUUGUUUUUGGAAUUACUACGCAUUGUAAUGUGUCCAUGUGCGACUUGUUGUAUGCCGUCACUCGUGAAUCUAUAAUGGUUGAUGCGGAUCAACCUAACGUUCCUCCAUCUUGGGUACAAGUAAACCAGCGUCAUUCAGAAAAGGUCUCCCAAGCUGAGGAGAAAAAUCAUUGGUCAAUUGUCCGUGGAAUGAUGGCAUGUGUACAACGUCUUUGGCCUGCUGACUGUCGUCCAUUGAGGGCUAUAACACGAGCGUUUCUGAGCCACAACUUGCCGGUACCGUGCUGGCUAGACGCAGAAUAUGCACGUGAUAUCGGUGGUUAUUUGCGGUGUCUGAUUGACUACGGUGCUUUUUCCCAUGCCAUAAAACUAGCAACGAACUCCGUCGAUGAGGAAACAAAGAAAGUAUGCUUUGUUUUCCAUAUUUACUAA